Messenger RNA from Thamnophis sirtalis, 775 nucleotides. The record is from RefSeq and is a predicted model, not a curated record. Lineage: Eukaryota; Metazoa; Chordata; Lepidosauria; Squamata; Natricidae.
AUAUCCCUUGGCACCGGAGCACCCCUAUCCAGCUCAACAACGCAGCUGCUACACCGCCGUAGCGCACUUUUUGAAGAAUGCGCAGGACUACGGGGUGGACCCUAAGCGGAUUGUGUUAGCCGGCGACAGCAGCGGAGGCACAAUUGCUGCCAGCAUUGCUCAGCAACUUGUGACAACGAAGGACCUGCCGCAGCUCCGGGGACACAUCCUACUCUACCCUUUCCUCCAAUGUCUGGAUUUUAAUUUACCUUCUUACCAGCAAAAUCGCUCCGUUCCCCUCUUAACCAAGGAACUAGCCAUUCGGCAUGGCACAGUUUAUAUCUCAGGAAGGAGGGACAGAGCCAAUGAGAUUAUGGCCAAUGCCCACGUUCCCCAGGAAUUCAUGAGAAAGUAUCAGAACUGGAUCAAUGUAGAACUCAUUCCGGAAGAAUUUAAAAGCCGGGGUUACGUGCCAUUUGUACCUGGUCCGGUUUCAGAAGAACUUUUCACAAAAUGCCAAAUAAUUUUCGAACCCACAUUUUCCCCACUCUUGGCGGAAGAUGCCAUCAUCCAGAAAUUUCCAGAGACUUUCCUUUUAACCUGCGAAUACGACAUUUUCCGAGACGAUGGCUUGCUCUACAAGAAGAGGCUGGAAGACAACGGUGUGCCUGUCACCUGGGUUCAUCUCAAGGAGGGAUUCCACGGGAUCAGCAUGAUGAUAGGUAUGGGGCUACUGGAGUUCCCGGGUACGAGGAAGAGUCUCAACAGUGUGAUCCAGUUUCUACAACGGUUCUAG